AUGAUCGGACUUCUAGCCAUCACCGCCAUCCCAACAGUGACGGGUGUAUCCCUCGCUUCCAGCGAGCAGCGCAAAGCAAACCAGCGCAGAGAAGAGGCCCGUCGCAUGGUGAAAUUCAACAUGUUCGCAGAAUGCAAUGGGGACACAGAUGAUGACCGCGAGUUAAACGGAAUGACUGUUGUUGUAAGGGAUGAGAAGGUUUAUCUCGCCGACCCAGAUCCCGCCAAACGGUCCCCACCAGCCUUCACAGCCCUAGCCUUCUAUAUCGAAUACCCAGAACCGGAAGAAUUGAAAUAUCUCAAGCGCGAGCGUGGCCUCGGCCUCCCAACUUAUGUGCAGGACAACCCGCCCCUUCUCAACUGGAUCUACGCAGAUACCGAAACGCAUGAGCUGCGAUACGGGAAUCGGUCGCAGAGUGUGGAACAGCUGGUUGAGCCGUGGGACUGGUGUAAGAAUGAGAGGAUCAUUUCGCUGGACAAGAAGCAAAAUGCUUUCAUUGCGGUUGAAGAAGAGGAGGGUGAAUGGGCGCUUUAUUAUGAUCGUGACGGCGAUGAACUUGCGCGCGUUCUUGAAGAACAAGAUUUGUUGGAUUGCGCUUUCGUCCCUGUCACGCUGGUGAGGAAGGUUGUUGAGGAGAGACCGCCACCACCUCCUGCUGCUCAGGCUGCAGCUCCUCGGGGUCAGGGGAAUGGUCAGAGCCAGAGGUAG
Molecule: messenger RNA, 708 nt
Organism: Penicillium vulpinum
Lineage: Eukaryota; Fungi; Ascomycota; Eurotiomycetes; Eurotiales; Aspergillaceae
Exons: 2
Coding region: 1-708 (235 amino acids)
Source: RefSeq, a predicted model, not a curated record